CCAAACCCAUUGCAGUCAUAUUGCUGGAUGCAAACUUCCACUUCCUGAAUGACACAAUCUCAGAUGUUUCUUUAGGAGCAUUUGUGAAUAGUUAAAAUAUUUUGGAAUGAGAGUUAGAGUAGCAGUAAUGUUGUGUCUGGUUGGAUCUAGAGCAGUUUUGGAUGCAGAGCUAGAGCUGCCACCAUUCAGAUGCUUUUCGGGGCUUUCAGAGCUUUUUGCACGUUUACAUAUUCCAUCAGCACUGCUUAUGCUUGGCCUGGACUAAUGAACAUCUGCCCCCUCCUCUCACAUGUUGAGGCUCUGUGAGGAGGCCACCCCAAAUGACCUUGGUUGCACCGGUAGAGCUAGGAGCCGUGGUCUGGCCCUGAGCCAUUGUAAGUACAACAACACACACGACAAGUCUGCGCAUGGGCCGUUGGCUUCGACCCUCUGAAUUCACUCUGGGACGGAGGCCGAGGGGGUCUAGUCGGCAGCUGACGCGAUGAUAAAACGGGUUAUUUCGGGAGCGUGAGCAAGGCAGGCGGCGCACGGGAGUUUCCUUUGGCUUGGCGAGUGAUGGAAGUGUCAGAUGGGCAUAUGAACACACGUUGCAGGGUGACUGCCUGGCAGCGGCGCUAACAGGCGAGUAGCCUGAGCAGCGUUACCCCGAGCCAGAGGACGGCAGACACUCCUCCCUCUCCUACACACAGUUUGGGUUGUAGUCUAACUGAAAGCCGCCAUCAUUUUGUGCUGCAAGGACGAACAAAUGUCUUCCAACGGUGACCUGCAAGACGUUGGGAGCUAUGGCAGUUUCUGGGAGCCGGGGAACUACAAGCGCACGGUCAAGCGCGUCGAUGACGGCUAUAAACUGUGCAACGAGCUGGUCAGCUGCUUCCAGGAGCGAGCCAAGAUCGAGAAGGCCUACUCCCAGCAGCUAUAUGACUGGUCCAGGAAGUGGAGGGGCGUGGUCGAGAAAGGCCCGCAGUAUGGCACACUGGAGAAGGCCUGGCAUGCGUUCAUGGAUGCGGCGGACAAGCUCAGCGAGAUUCAUGUGGAGCUGAAGGAACGGCUGGUCACCGAAGACAGCGAGAAGAUCCGCAGCUGGCAGAAGGAGGCAUACCACAAGCAGAUAAUGGGAGGCUUCCGGGAGACCAAAGAGGCAGACGAGGGCUUCCGCAAGGCUCAGAAACCCUGGGUCCGCAAGCUGAAGGAAGUGGAGGCCUCAAAGAAGAGCUACCACCAGGCCCAGAAGGAGCAGAGGACGGCGGAGACACGCGAGACCCACGCAAAGGCCGACCCCACCAAGUCCCCGGAGGAGGUGCACAAAUUCACGGCACGAGUGGAGAAGUGCAAGCAGGAAGCGGAGAAGGCCAAAGAGCGGUAUGAGAGGACUCUGGAGGAGCUGAACCGUUGCAACCCACGCUACAUGGAGGACAUGGAGCAGGUGUUUGAGAUCACGCAGGAUGCCGAAAAGAAGCGGCUGCUCUUCUUCAAGGACGUGCUGCUGGACAUUCACCAGCAUCUGGACGUCUCCAGCAACGAAGGGUUUAAGGCUCUGUACCGUGAUCUGAGGCAGAGCAUCAAUGCUGCCAGCGACACGGAGGACCUGCGGUGGUGGAGGAACACCCAUGGACCCGGAAUGAGCAUGAACUGGCCCCAGUUCGAGGAAUGGUCUCCGGAGGCUAACCGCCCUAUUGGCCGCAAAGAGAGGAAUAGCCGCACCAGUGAUGACGUGGUCACCUUGACCAACAUCGUCUCUGCUACGGAUGAAGCUCCUCCAUCUCCACAGAACGCCACCAGAGCGCCCAAAGACUACUCCUCGGACUGGUCUGACGAAGAGAGUCCCAAGAAGUACAUCGCGGCCAAUGGGAUGGAGGCUGAAGAUGAAGAGAAGGUAGCAGGCGUGCGUGUUAGAGCGCUGUAUGAUUACACUGGGCAGGAGUCUGAUGAGCUGAGCUUUAAAGCAGGGGAUGAGCUGCUGAAACUCGAGGAAGAGGACGAGCAGGGCUGGUGUAAAGGGCAGCUGGAAACCGGUGCGGUGGGCCUUUACCCUGCUAACUACGUCCAGGUCAUUGGUUCACGAUGACCAGCCCCGUCCAUAGGUGAUGCCCACCACCCCUCCUCAAGGAGGCCACACCAAAUGGAAUAAGACAAACAAAACAAAAAGGAAGUUGUGGGAGUGGCAGCCACACAGAGGCCACAACCUCCCAGAGCUAUGGAAGCUCAGAAGUUCAGAACUCUUUGUCGACAGACCAGAGCAAUAAGGAUCACGUUGCCAUCUUUUACUCAGAUCCUUCCGCUUUUGUCAGAGAUGCUACCGGUACAGAGCCUUCACUGGACGACAUCGGAGAGGAAAGCAGAACACAGCUGGAGGUCUCCUGUAGCAUCACCAGUAGCACUAGCCACCAGGCUGACCCUUUGGCUUACCCUAACCUACUGCAUGGAGAGAAACAUGGGGUGUCUCUAUGACAGGUUACUGGGAGAGCAGAUGAUUACUGUAACUUCUUUCCUGCACAGUCGUCUUUUUAGUCAGUUAUCGCAUUAAUUUCAAGUAUUUAUUUUUGAUCGGAUCAAAUUUGCUUCGCUUUCCUUUGAAUUCAUGUUUUGGCCAAUGUUCGUUUGUUGGCAUGUGCAUAUUGUUUCCUUUAAUAUGUUUGGCAGCCAAGGACACUUGGGUGAAACUUAGGAUGAAUUUCUUUGGCUGGUUAUGCAGAGAUGCUAGUUAUAAGUCAUAAGAAGAUGAGCUUCAGUAGGGUUCCUGAUACUGACUACAAAGCAUAUGCAUUUUUCUAACCUUUCAUUGAAGUGUGAAUGGUAUUUUUCAUAGAUUUAAUGUGGAUUUGUACAGAAAAGACAUAUAUAAAUCAAAAUGGGUAGAGGGCCUUUAUCAUCCUUUGAAUUUCCAAAUGUUAAAGUAAUUUCUGUUUUUGGAAAGGAGUUCCAAAGUCAAAUAGACCUUUUAAGUUUUUUUAAAUUAAUUUUUUGUUUUUAAUUGGAGACUAAAACUUCCUUUUUCCGCCAAACGUAAUAGACUAAAUAGAAAUGACUUUGACUUAUUCGAUUGGCAAACUGCACAGCAGGGGAGGUCUGCAUGUGUGUGUAUGUUUGCCUGCUGUGUGUGUGUGUGUGUGUGUGUGUGUGUGUGUGUGUGUGUGUGUGUGUGUGUGUGUGUGUCAGUCAGAGGAUAUAUUUCUUCUAUGUGUAAGAAGAAUUAAUCAGUUUUUGAUGUUCUGGCCUGCAGAGCUCUGAAUAAGGAUUUGUAUUAUAACUACUGGAACAUCCUAUACUAAUCAAUAUAAAAUCCAAAUAAACGCACAUGAACUGAC
Messenger RNA from Electrophorus electricus (electric eel), 3305 nucleotides. The record is from RefSeq and is a predicted model, not a curated record. Lineage: Eukaryota; Metazoa; Chordata; Actinopteri; Gymnotiformes; Gymnotidae.